AUGAGGUUAGUCAGGUGGGCCAGCGAAAGAAAGAGACAGCAUUUUCUCGGUGCAUUUACAAUGGAUCAGGUCGCGAUGCAUAGCAAGAGCGAUGACUGCUGGAUGGUGCUGGAUGGGAUUGUGUAUGAUGUUACGGAGUUUAUUGCAAUGCAUCCUGGAGGAGCAAAAACAAUUAUGGAAUAUGCAGGGAUAGACUGCACACAGGCAUUCAACAAGGCACAUGGAUAUGUAAACAUAAAAGAGCUGCUUGGAAACGACAUUGUUGGAGUAUUGGUUGCGCAUAAAGAUUGA
Messenger RNA from Ordospora pajunii, 291 nucleotides. RefSeq lists its product as uncharacterized. Bases 1 to 291 code for a protein of 96 amino acids. Gene Ontology annotation, molecular function: heme binding. The transcript has a single exon. The record is from RefSeq and is a predicted model, not a curated record. Lineage: Eukaryota; Fungi; Microsporidia; Ordosporidae.